Molecule: messenger RNA, 1249 nt
Organism: Spodoptera exigua (beet armyworm)
Lineage: Eukaryota; Metazoa; Arthropoda; Insecta; Lepidoptera; Noctuidae
Source: the annotation of a GenBank genome assembly
CGCACGCAAAGUGACGUUUACAAGUUUGUUUUGUUAAUAAAGUUAAAAUUAACUUAAUUAUACUCAUUAUGCUACUUAUAUAAUAUUAAAUGAAGUGUACUAUUUAAACAAUGUGUAAAUUACAAUUAUUUGUAUUUGAAUGUAAUUGUACCAUUACGAAAUAUUAAAAAUGCGUAAAAAGUUUGUUUACAUCGCUUUUUUGCUUGGUAUAGCACUCACCAGCUGGAUAUAUUGGCAAUCAAAUGCAGAAUUUAAUGAUACUGUCAACGUUAUUAAACGGAAAAUAUACAAAUUAAACGAUAUCGCACUUAAACCUGCGAUAACGUCUUGUGAAAGUCAUACUUUUAUACUUAUCAUAGUGACUUCAUAUGUUGGUCAUGUGGAGUUACGGAGUGCUCAUAGAAGGGCUAUGCCUGCAGAAAGGUUAAAAGAACUGAAUGCUGCCAGAAUAUUUUUGCUAGCCCAAAUACCAGAUAAAGAAAAAUACAUUACUCAAUCUGCUAUCAAUGAUGAAAGUAACACUUUUGGUGAUAUUCUACAAGGUGCUUUCACUGAAAACUACAGAAAUCUAACUUAUAAACACUUGAUGGGCUUAAAAUGGGCCUCAACAGUGUGCCAGCAAGCAACAUACAUACUCAAAGUGGAUGAUGACACAGUGUUCAGCAUAGAAAGAACAUAUGGAUUUCUUAAAACAGUAAUAUAUUCUGAAGAUUUAUUAUUAGGCUAUAUGCUGAACAAUACAAAACCAAGAAGGAAUAAGGAAAACAAAUGGUAUGUCACUUGGGAUGAAUACUCAAGAUCAGAAUACCCCUCAUACCUCUCAGGAUGGUAUUACAUCACUACACCUAAAGUCGCAGGGGAUCUCUGUGAUGAAGCAAUUUACCAUCCUUACUUUUGGAUUGAUGACAUUUUUAUAACUGGUAUCCUCAGAGAAUCACUAGGUAUCCAAUUAAAACAGCUACCAGAUAAAUACUGGCUGGAAUAUUAUGAGUUACUUGAAUGUUGUAUAAAUGGUAUGAUUAAGAAAUCAAUUGAAUGUGAAUAUAUAGUGGGGCCAAAUGGUAAUAGAAACAAUUUAAUUGUGGAAUAUAAUGACGCUAUCAAACUUUGUGACAAUAACAAAAACUGUACUAAGAGGACUGUGGAUCAAGAUUUACAUAAAACAUGUGUUGCACACCAAGAACGGACUAUAUUUGGUGAUGGUGGGCUAGUGGAAGUGAAAUCUAUAAAAUUGUAAUACUAUGUUUGA